Messenger RNA from Meleagris gallopavo (turkey), 6914 nucleotides. Lineage: Eukaryota; Metazoa; Chordata; Aves; Galliformes; Phasianidae. The record is from RefSeq and is a predicted model, not a curated record.
AUUUGUGGUUUAAAUUGCUUUAAAACCAAUGAUGAAACCACAGCAAUGUGGUUUUUCUUCUGAUUCAUCAAGAUUCUGUCUCUAAAGCUUCAACCAAAUAUAAAUAUUUCCAUCCAUAUUUCUCCAAUUUUUAAGAUUUGUAAACUAUACACAGUAUGUUUCAUCUUCUAGUGAAUGUGCAAAGCUACUAGCAAAAUCCACUAAAAAACCCUGCUGGUUAUGAGCACCGUAAUAAGUGUCUGCAGAUAUGUACUGCUUUGAGGCAGAAACUAAGGCAUUGCUACAAACCAAAAAUUAAAGUAGCAAACUGCAGCAAGAUUUUAAUAUUUAAUUACAUUGGCUCUAACAGGCCUUAUUCAAAUUCAUAUGUUGGGGCAUCUAUGCAAAGUUUAUUCAAAUGCAAUUUCUGAAUGCACAGAUGGUGCUUUGGCAAUGGAUGUGAUGCAGCUAUGUAGUGCUGUGUGGGGUAGUGAUUCUACACCAGGCAGUGAUAAUGAAGGGAGCUGGAUUCUAUUUCCAUCCUUUCCCUUCUCUGGUACCCCUACUUACCUACAACUGUUCUUCAGAAACAUCUAAGUAAUGGUGAAUAAAUGUCCUAGAAAGCACUGAAAAGUUGAAAGCAGCUGAAAAGCAGCAGCUUAAAAUUGAGAAACUGGAAGCAGGAAGUGUGAAAACUUCUAUUCAGUUGAAAUGAAGCAUAAAUAAUGCUUUAACUAUCUACUCUUCAGUGUUUUGUUUACUGCACUGGUUUUCUACAUUUCAAAUACAGGCGUUAACCCCAAUCACUAUGAUGUAUAAACAUGCCUUUUUAAAGAAAGAUGCUGGAACAUUUGAAAAAAAAUAUUUUUUUAUCAACUUAGUCUUCUAUUGGAAUAGCGAGGUUUUGUUUUGUUAUGUUUUGAUAGCCAAGGGAAAAAUGAAAAGCAAAUAUAAGUGAUGACAUUCUCCAUAUCACAAUUUUCUCAAUAUUGGACUGAGAAAGCAAUUUUUGAGGUGCUGAUUUUUGUCUAAGCGAAUGAAUAAUAGUGGAUAAAUAAUGAAAAAGGAUGCAGCAACAUUUAGUAGCAGCCAUAUAAUCACUAUGUAGGUAAUAUGCUAUAUAGUAGGAUAGUAUUACCCUAUCAAAAAUAAUAUGAAUAUAUACUUUCUGGGUAUUUUGUGGAAUGUAGACAAUAAAACCCACUGUGAAAUUGCUUGACAUUCUUCUCAUGUGAAAAGAGAAAAAUCAAAGGUGAAUUUGUAUUUUGUAUUCAUUUAUAUAGGUAAAUUUAACUUACCAUUUUGCCUAGCAUGAGGUUCCAUCAUUUGAGUAAGAAGGCAAAUGAAUUAUAUUUCCUUUGGUAUCAGUACUUGGUCAAGUAACAAAUACACCUGUCUAUGCUGUACUCACGUCUAAAAUGUCAAACGCUAUUAUUCAUAAGAUAGAUAUAUCAUUAUUUUAAGAGUAAUAUAAACUGUUGCUUGAGAUUAUUUGAUUGGAUAUCGAUUAAUUCAUAGUUUUAUUGAAAGAAGCUAAAUUAUUCUUUGUCUUUUUUAGGGGUGAUAGCAGAUUAUGAGUCAAAACAUGGACAUUGGAUCCGUUCAGCAUUUAAUGGAAGAUACGCAGAUUUUUAGGACCCAAGCAAGACAGCCUAAUAAGUUAGAUGGAAUUUGCCAAACAGAUGACAAUCUGUGUAAUUCAAAUUUUCCAUCUCAAAAUUUCUACCCAUAUUCACCUCUUUAUACACACAUGCAUAUGAAUUACGGCAGUGACUUGGAAAUUUUUGAAGCAGUAAGAAUUCGAGAACUAGAAGAAGUCAAAGCCAGAGCUGCCCAAAUGGAGAAAACCAUGCGCUGGUGGUCAGAUUGUACUGCUAAUUGGAGGGAGAAAUGGAGCAAAGUUAGAGCAGAAAGAAAUAAAGCCCGAGAAGAAGUCAGACAAUUGAAAAUAAAAUUGGACAGUGUUGCAAAAGAACUGAGUAUGUUAAAAAAGAUAAACCAGGAUUUAGUAACUGAGAAAGAAAGUUUAGAAAAUGUAACUGCUUGGAAAACAGAAUAUUUCAGUUCCUCGGAAAUAUCUCAUAUAAAAAAAGACGUAAACCAGUUAACAUUUUUGGAACAAGAACCUGUGAAAGAACUGAACAAAACCAACAGAAUUCCUUGGGCAGAAGACUCAAACAAGGAUGUGGAGUUAAUCAAACAGCCCUUAAGAAGCAGUCAGAAAAAAAUGACUCCAAAGCAUCUUGAUGCCUUUCCCAGUGGAUUUACCAGUAUUUAUUUCGAGGAACCUAAAAAAGGUCUGCACAACGCAGCUCAGACAUCAGAGAAUGAUUUAAUGCAUGCUUCUGUUCUGCAUUUGCAUUUGGCUGAGUUACAGAAAAUCUUAACAAAAGAAAGAGAAAUGAAUGUAUUUCUGGAAAAAGAAGUGGAAAAGACAGAAAAUGAAUUAGCUCUUUGGAAGUGGAAAUAUGAAGAACUAAAACAAUCUAAACUGGAAAGACUGAACCAGCUGGAAAGAUGGCAGUUUGAGAAUACUUCUGAAUGGGGAAGGAGAGAGAGACCUGAUGCGGAAAAGCAAAGUUUGGAAGAAGAGAGAAGCGGGUUGAAGUUGCAAGUGAAAGAAAUUCAGGAACUUCUGGAGAUGAAAAAUAAAGCAGUACCAAUUAAAUUGACUUGUAAUCAUCAAAAUGAUCAUCAGAAUGCACAAAGUAAGCUGCCAGUUAAAAAUAAGGUACGUACAUUGCUAUGUUUCAUUACUUUGGGAGCAUUCCCAUGUAGAAUUGCUAUUUCAUACUGACAAAUGACAAAAUAUGUCCAUAAAACAAGGGCUGUACAGGAGAGAAUAUCUCUGUUUGUGCAUCUCAAACCUGGGCAAGGAAACACAGUGAAUUUCUGUGGGGUACAGAAACAGAAAGAAAAAUCUCUUCAUUCUUAAAAAGAACCAGUGGAAUUGACAAGUUAGACAAGAAAACUUUGGAGUGAAAAUAAUGAUUAAGAGGAAUUGAAGAAAUUGAGUAAAUUUUGGUAGAUACAGGAUCCUGAUGAAGAUCAAAGCAAAAAAGUUGUGAGGCAAAUUGUUUCUCAGUCUUUCUGAAUAUUUAAUCUCUUCUUAGGAAAGAGAAAAUAAGUAAUUUAUCUUGGUAAAGAUUUGAAGAGAAGGUGUUCUGUACCUGUAGUCUGCUUUUAAAUGUAACUGAUUUUUGUGCAUUUCUGUGAUGGCUCAGGAGCAGCAAGUUGCACUUAACCUAAUAGAAUAUCUUCUUAUAUAACGAACAUCUGCUUUUAAUUUUCCUUUAGUGGUAUUUAUUGUAUCAAGUCAUAUCAUAUCACAUGAAAAUUUUUGUGAUUUCUUUUUAAUGCAAGUAAUUUGAUUUUUUGAGUUUGGAUAUAUGACCAGAAAGGGGUAUAUCUGCUUCAGCAUGUUACUGUGUUUCAAAUAUAUUUUAGUUUGACAUUUUGUUCUUUUACUUUUUUAAAAAAUGUUGGUUUUGUAAGAAUAUUAGACAUCUGUGAUAUUUCUUACUAUUACUAUCAUGACUCUGUUGGUGACUACUUUGCAUCAUUUGUCAAAGUCAAAAGGCGAAUAUGGUGUGCAGGCAUCUUUCUUAUCAUAAAAAUGAAUGUCCGUGCAAUGUUUACCUAUUCAUAGCAGAUCACGUCAGAAUAAGAUUGUCUUCAAAACAACUGAUUAUCAGUUUCAAUAAGAAAAUUAAAAAUGACAAUUCACUGGCAACUGAAAAUAUGUAAAUCAUCAUCUGGUAGCUUGUUAACAGUUAUCAUCCAAAGAAUAGGAUGACAAAUGAUUCAUUUGUAGCUGUUUGUGUUCCACAAGAAUCACAGAACAGCACCAUCAAUAACCUGAAAGAAUGUCUGGCUGCUAAUCCAAAAGCGUUUUUUUUCUUGGAUGGUAGUUUGGGUUCAAAUAAAAUCAUAUCUUAUAUGGAGCACUAGAAGAGCAUAUAAGGAUUUUUGUAAGACAUGGAUGAUGGUUAGAUGUUUAUGGAUGAUUAUAGAUUUACAUAUCAAGUAGACAAAAGGGAUGUGGGUAACAUGUCACGGAAUUAACUGCAGAAUAAAAUGCAGUUACCUUAUACUCCUGCUUUUCCAAAACCUGCAUUUGGAAGAUGAUAUGUGAGAUUCAUUCUAGUUGUUUAGAUCAGCAUAUGGGGUUGUUAAUUGGUGUGUGGCUGAUUCUCAGUUUGAGAGGUUAUAAGUAACCAGUAACAACUUUUUUCCUUUGUUAACAGUUUAAGGAAUAUUAGGCAUGGUAUCAAAAUACAGAAGGGAAGUUCUAAUGUUCUUGUGUAAAAGAUCUCAUGUUGACAAUUAUCUUAAUAUUUAAACAUCUAUAGAAUUUAUGCAAUCUCUUGCACUCGUGCAAAUUCAAUUUCUGAGCAAAAAAAAAAAUUAUUAUUACCAUAUCUUGUACAAAAUGUGAAGAUUUUGCAUUAUUCUUAGGAGGUAAUAUGUUGAUUGAAAAUGUUUCCAUGUGCAGUUUUUCAAAGGUUAACUCCUGUCCAACAAGAUGAGUAGAAUUGAUGAAACAGUUGAGAUCAGACAUUGUUACUAUCUAGUUUUAUCGAUUGCACAUCUUGGAAUGGAGAAAAACAUUUAAAUUAAUAACUGUAUGAUUUGACAAAUAGCAUAGGAAUAAAUAUUAAGUGGGUCUAACUGGUUCAUCUAGGAAGAGAUAAAAUGAAGAAGAAGAGUUUUUUGAUUGCAUAGAUCAAUACUCAAAACAUGGCCUUUAUAGAAAGAGAUUUUCUAUUUCAGCUGUGAAUAUCACCCUUAGAAAAACUUAUACAUUAACUUGGGAGAAUAAAAAUAGUGUUCUAUUGUUGUUGUAGUAGUGUUGUACUGUCUCUAAAUAUUAUGGCCAAUAGGUGGUCAUUAAACAUUUUAUUCACUAUAUAUGUUUUGUAGCUGACUACUAUAGGACCCAAGUACAGAACAGAAAACUGUAUUCAUAGACUAUUUGUUGUUGCUGUUUUAUUUAGUUUCAAAUUUUAAUAUUAUAAGACUAUAAUUUUGUUGCAUAAAUUUAAAAAUGGGAUUAUGGCCAGCAUGUAUUUUUAUGAAGCUAUUUUAGACUAACAUUAUUUAGCAAGAUUUCUUUUAAAUCAUCAGCCUUUCAGGCUUGUUUUUUCAAAGGUAGGGAGCACUCCGUUUUUUCUAUAAAUACUUUGAAAAACAAAGAUGGUAUGUCUAUAGUGGAUUUACACAGCAGGUUUUGGUAGCAGAGUGUUGCAUGGCUUAUCUGUGAAAUGAGGCCGGGCUGCCCUCUACUGGAUACAGCCGAUUUCUGCCCACUCCGAAGGACCUGCUACAGUGCGUGGCUGGGGCCAGCAGUCAGGUUGGGAGAAAAUCUGGCAGGGGCCCUUGUUUCCACCAACCCAACGUCAGAGAUUUGUGAGUCCACUUCACAGACAAGAUUUCAUUUUUGUGGUAGUAUCCUGAAUGAGACUAUAAUUUCUGCAAUGGCGUCAAGGAGCCACAGGAGCAGGUGAAACCCAGGUUUUGCACGUUUUUCUGCAUGAGCCUCAGCACUGCACUCAAUGCUGCAGACUGCUUAAGGAGAGAGUGGAUGUAGUACUUAGGCAUGUGUUUUAGUGGGCAAUAUUGGUGGUGGGUGGAGAACUGGACUGGACGAUUUUAGAGGUAUUUUCCAACCUUAAUGAUUCUAUGAUUACCAUCUUCUGCUGUGCUGAUUUACUAAUGUGAAUACAGCCAGAUACAAAAAUGUAUGCAAAUUGCUACCUUGUCAGCAGCAUUCAGAGGUCUGUGUCUGCAUAGCCCUUGUCUUAAUGCAUAUGAUCGCCAAAAGCAUUCAAGGAGGCACCUCAGUACACAGAUGGAAUUUUUAGUUUGCCUAGGAGAAGUUUGAGUAGUAAGGGCUUCAGAUAAUUGCUGUAUGUUUCAUUCCUGGUUCUACAUCACAGAUCUCUUGGGCUAAAUUUUUAAUAUAGUUUUAACUCUGUCAGAAAAUAAUACUUGAAAGAGCAUUAUAGUACUAUUGUUAAACACUUUGAUACUUCACUGAGCACUGUUCAUCCAAUGGAGAAUUAUCUUUGUUUCAUUGCAGACCUCUGGGAUGGUUAUUCUGAUGGUUAAGCAGCAAUGGUUGCACAAUUUGCUCCCUUAGCAGAUUUUUCAAAUGCAAUAUGUUUUGUCAGAAUUACCACUUGGGAUACAGUUGUUUUAUAUGAUUUUUUUUUCCUAAUUACACUUCUGGUGAAAUGCCUCAUACUUGAAUAAAAUGGCUGCUUUGAAGUAACAGUCUUUGAGAUUUGUUUGUUGACAAAUUCCUUUUCAAGAGGAAAAAAAGGGGGCUAAUUCAGGAAUUCAACAUUCAGUAAAAUUUUGGACAUCAUUUGUCAGCACUGGAAAAAUAAAAAGAUUGUUAUCCUGUGUUACACUUGAAAAUAUGUACUUAUAGUUCUGAAAUGUGGGUUGUGUAUUUGUUUCCAGCUUUGGAAAUCUCAGUUCUUUGAACAGCCAGCAGUAGAUGUUUGAAUUACCUUAUGCUUUGUUUUUAUGUGUUUCACUUUCCUCAUUGCUUUCAAGGCAGCUGUCUUGGGUUAUUAUUUUCACAGAGGAGACCUGGCUCUCAGUUCUCUCUGAAACUGCCUUUCUAAAUCUUUUAGCUAAGUUUAUGUAGAAGAUACUUCUCAGUGCUAAACCUCAUGAGAUUUCUUGUUUCUUAUUCAUCUCUGUGUAUAGAAAAAACAAUGUAAUCAGAAGCAUUCUAAUUUAGAUCUGAUGCUUGCCUUUUUGUGCUCAUCCAAGUAGAGUUGCAGUUGUUUCAUCCAUGUAAUUCUGAUUGAACUGUUUAUUAAGAGAAUUAUCAUUUCAUUAUAGUAUUUUCUAGUGUUUUUCAAUCUAUAUAUUUCUAAAUUAAUCAGAGAUUAAGAACCGCAUUAAAAUUAUAUUGUGCC